AUGGAGAAAACAACUUUUUCUCCGCGCCUUGCUCUCGGAGCUUGCUGCAGUCGUUUCAGCCGAAAUCACAAUCAAGCAAAAUAGAAGUUGCAUGAGGCCGGAGCCCGCCGCGCUCUGCCACCAAAACUACAUGCCAGACUAAAAACCGGCAGCGGGACGGAGCUGGCUUGGGGGCGGCUGGGGGUCGGGGGCUGCGAGGGAGGAAGGCCAGGCGCACCCCGCUCUGAGACCCCCGGGCCGAGCCCCGCGGGCAGGAGUAGCCGAGGCGGCCCCGGUCGGGAGACGGUCUGUCACCCCGGGACUGGGCGGGGGCUAUCCGCCCGCCCUGCCCGCCGCUCCCCCGUCCGUGUGCGUGGCGGCUCCCCGCGGCAGGGAGCGGGGCCGUCCCCGUGUGCGUGGCGGCUCCCCGGGGCGGGAGCCGGGGCGUGGCGGGGAGCGCGGCGCUGCCCCGGCCGGCGCCCCCGCGUCCCUCCUUCCCUCCCUCCCUCCCUCCCUCCCUCCCUCUCUCGGCCGCUCCCGCUGCUCCCGCUCCGCGCACGACGGCGGCGGCAUCCCGCCAUGUCGGCCGCCAAGCACCGGGGCCCUAAGGGGGGCAGCCCGCCCGCCGCCGCCAACGAGCGGGGCGCGCAGCCCGGCGGCGCCGAGGAGGCGGCGCCGAAGAAGCCGGCGGCGGCGGCGCACGGUCGGGGCGGCAGAGCCGCGGCGGGGGGCGGAGGGGGCCGCUCCGGCGCUGGCCCCCGCCGCGGCUGGGCGCUGCUGCUGGGCGCCGCGGUGGUGCUGGGCGCCGCGCUGCUCGCCGGCUGGUACGUGCGGCAGCUGCGGGAGGAGGUCGGGCGGAGCGCCCGGGAAAGGGAGGCCUCCGGCCGGCAGCGGCAGGAGCUGGCUGCCACCCUGGACUCCGUGGUGCAGAAGGUGCGUUCCCUUCAAACUACAUUUGGAGAAUUUGAAUCCAUGAUGAAAAUUGCUCAGCAGAAGCAGGAGGUGACUGAGAAGGCUGUUAAACAAGGGGAGAGUGAAAUAAACCGGAUCAGUGAAGUGCUUCAGAAGCUGCAAAAUGAAAUUUUGAAAGACUUAUCUGACGGCAUCCACAUGGUGAAGGAUGCAAGGGAACGAGACUUUACAUCUCUGGAAAAAACAGUGGAAGAGAGACUAACAGAGCUAACCAAGUCUAUAAAUGAUAACAUUGCUGUAUUCACUGAAGUCCAGCAAAGGAGCCAAGAUGAAAUCAACAACAUGAAAGCAAAGGUUCAUUCACUAGAAGAGGCAGAUGUGUAUAAACAUGAAAUUAAGGUGCUAAAAGAUGCUUUUGAUGAGAUGCAAGCAUCCAUGAAAACCAAAGAGAAGGACAUAGAGACCUUGAAGACUACAAUAGAUUCUAUGGAGUCUGAUGUGUAUACUGAAGUGAAAGAGCUAGUCAACCUCAAGCAAGAACAUGAGAAAUUCAAAGAGGCUGCGGACACUGAACACCUUUCAUUAAAAGCUUUACAAGAGAAAGUUCUGAGAGCUGAGGAUUCUAUUAUGCAGCUCCCUAGUGACAUUAAAAGACUUGAUGAAGAUUUACUGCAAGUUAAAGCCGACCUCAACAAAUGGGAAGAAAAUGAGCUCUUCAGAAAAGCAUUAGAAACUUUUGGGAAGAACAGCGAAGGACUGGAGUCUCGACUGAGGCACAUAGAAGACAGCCUGGAGUCUCUAAAUUCUGUUGCUGCUCAAAACAGUGAAAAGUUGCAAUCUUUCCUUUCCAAGGAGGCAGAAUACGAAAAUAAGCUCAGUACCCUAGAACAAAGCAUUACUGCUCUUCAGGGGAUCUCAGACAUGGACAUAACUUCAGUCACAGACAUUCUGAAAAAUCUUGGUGAAUCACAGACCUCGCUGUACAAUGACGUGGAAAACUUGAGGAGAAGCAUCAGUGACCUGCCAUCCUCUGGUGCUCUUCAGGAUGUCCAGAAGCAAAUUAGUACUUUGUUGGAUCAAGGAACUCUUCAGACAGAUCAAGCACAUUCUCAAGGCUAUCUUGAAAAAUUUUCUUCUGUGGAAGGCUCUGUAGAUGAACUGAGAUCUUCUGUCAGCCAGGUUGAUACCGAUUUGAAAAUGAUAAGAACGGCAGUGGAUAGUUUAGUCUCCUACUCGGUGAAAAUUGAAAAUAAUGAGAACAACUUGGAGUCUGUGAAGAGCUCAAUAGAUGACCUGAGGAAUGAUCUGGAAAGGUUGUUUGUGAAAGUAGAAAAAAUACAUGAAAAAGUUUAGGCAGCAGUGCUCCUUGUGCAAAUAAUGGAUUAAGGAGAAUAGCUUUUGUAUGCCCAGUUUUUUACUCUUUUUAAAAGCAAUUUGAUACCUCCAAAGAGAAUAAGAAUACUUUAAUAAUAGAGACAGUUCUGCUUAUUUCCUUUAUUUCUCUUUUGUGUAGUGUUUUUGUUUUUUAAUUUUGUUUUAAGAAAACAUGAAUUUAGUUGGGGGUUGAGUUUCUAAGGGCAGGGCUCAUCUUCUCUAUCAAGUUGUACCGCUGUAACUGUAGUGGUGUAACUAAGGCACUACCGCCUCGUUAGCAUGGGCACAUAUUUAAUGGCAUGAAGGUGUUUCACACUAUAACACUAGAUAUCCCACACAGAAGGGCUACAGCUGUUCUGGUAUGAAAAGCAUACUGCUGUACACACUGAGAACUUUACUGGUAUGUUGUGGUUUAAGAACAAAUGAACAAAACUACAUCCCUAUCUUAAACUGUUUAGACCGGUAGACUUAAGUGUGGACCAGGUUUGAAGCAACUCAUCCGUUUCUGUGGUUUGGGACUCAACCAUGUGGUCAGUUUACCAGGUGUUAGUUGAGCUGUAAUAUUAUUUCUGUGAGUCCUUAAUCUGUACCAAGGAGCUAACAAGGGGUUAGCUGAGCCCCCUGAAGGGAAGGUUUGAGGGGCUAGACCUAAGAGAAGUGUUCCACCCCAUGGCUGGAGAAGUUCCUUCUUUGUGAUCACAGGCUUCUUUUCCAGCAUCUUCAGCUGCUGGUUGCAGAAGAUCAGUGCUUAGAAGGGACAUCUGAAGGAUGGGAUUUGUUUCAAGAGGGUACAGUAAUAUUUUUGUCGUAUUUUUGGGCUGUUUACAUGAUGAGGCUGUGUCUUUCCUGGAAAGGCCUAAUUUGUCUGUGAUACAGGAUUUUCUGUAAAAAUGAUAAUGAAUUUGAAUGAGGAAAAAGGAGGACUAAAAUUGCACCUCUCGUGUUCCAUGUAUAGCAAGCAUGCUAACGAUAAUAGUACACUCCAAAACACACAAGGGGGAAAAUCACCAUGAAAUCAGCAGAAUUGCUUCUAAGGUGUAUACAUUUCCAAGUUUUCACAUAGCUGACAGUGACCUGGACUCUUGUUACAUAUUCAGGACUUGGUGCCUGAUUCUUGUCACCGUUGUCACCAGGUGCCCACCUGGGGCAUUGGUAGCAAAGGAUCCUUCUAGGAACUGGUUGAGAGUGAGCAAAAAGUAUUGUAAUUCUCUAGAUGUUCAUUUAAAAACAACUUCCUCAUGGAAUUUGCUUGGUUUUCUGCCUUUUUGGAAAGGAUUUCUGAGUUUACUUUUGAACUUUAUCCAAAGAUUUGGUAAAGGGGUGUGUACACGGAUACCCUGGAAAUACGUUGUGCGCAUCAUGCCCACCUCAGCCUGCACUAGACAGAUCCGUGGCUACGUUAGAAAAAUAAUUCCUACAAACAGCAAGUGGUGUGUUUGUGGGAACAGCGCAGGUGAAAACGAGUUCUCCUCGGUAAGUAAGAUACUGGACCAUAUCUAGUGUUGUUCCCACUGUAAAUAGGAAAUAAUUGCUGGCAAAGAAAGAGGGACCCAUGGCAUUAAGGUAACUUGUCACUGUUGGAACUGCACUGUUCUUUGUUGACUUCUAAAGUUCUUGAACAAUGUUGUUUAGGUUACUGUGAAAUGAACUGUAUGGCUUAUUUGCGAUAUUUUUAAUACAUAAUAAACAUUUGGAAUAUUCU
Molecule: messenger RNA, 3967 nt
Organism: Grus americana (Whooping crane)
Lineage: Eukaryota; Metazoa; Chordata; Aves; Gruiformes; Gruidae
Gene: CKAP4
Product: cytoskeleton associated protein 4
Cellular component (GO): rough endoplasmic reticulum
Source: RefSeq, a predicted model, not a curated record